Molecule: messenger RNA, 318 nt
Organism: Anopheles darlingi
Lineage: Eukaryota; Metazoa; Arthropoda; Insecta; Diptera; Culicidae
Product: mediator of RNA polymerase II transcription subunit 14-like
Exons: 3
Coding region: 1-318 (105 amino acids)
Source: RefSeq, a predicted model, not a curated record
AUGGCUACCAUCAAUAAGGUGCGCACAUCGAAGCAGUCGUAUUUCUUCGGUGAAAAGGCAGCGACGGACGUACUCUGCUUCACCAAAAUAAUUCCUAGAGGAUCUUACCUGCCACAAGAUGUUACCUACAAGGUUCUACCACCCGUCCGUAAACGAAGAGCUCAACAGCCACAAGCCGCACCUAUGCCUGUAGCACCAGGAAGCGGCGGUGGAGGAAGUCCUGGUGGAGCUGGAGGUGGCGGUGCUCCUGGAGGAGGUGGAGAACAUUCGAUGUCUCUCAACUUUUUCGUUCUUUCGGUUCCAUCGUUCGUCUCCUGA